AUGAAUUAAUUUGCCAAUUACAUGUAAUGCUAGACUAAAAGAGUAGUCCCCACUUAUCAACAAUAAUGCUACAGUAGGUCACCUCAAGGAAGAAAAUGUGUAGUAGUGAAUCAGCAAUUCAGUCCAAAUGAAUAGAAAUACAUGAAAUAAUUCAAGUGCAUCGAUCAAUAUAAGUACUAGCAACCAAAAGCUAUCAUAUAUCCACAGAAAAGAAUGUCACCCACCAAUCAAUCACCUCUCAUAGCUACUAAAGUAAGGGUUUAAGACAAAGAAAAUAAUAAUCAUUAUUAUAAUGCCAACAUUAUCUUCCAACCAUGCAAAACUCCAAGAAAUCCUUAGAGUCAAUAGUUGUUUUCACAAUAGAACUCCCCUAAUAUUAAAUAACCCACUCCAUAAUUUGAAAAUCGUUAUGACUACGAGGACAAAAACCAAGAAUUCAGAUUAUCAACUUCUGAAAUCAAUUUCAGAUUCGUGGAUUCAGAAAAGCAGACCUCAGAUGAAUAGGAUCUUAAAAAUAUAGCGAAUUAAUUUAAUAAAAUUGAGAUUGGCAAAAAAGAACCAGAAAUGUCUCCAAAAUCAAUUAAAUCUGAUGAAUUUUUAGUAUAGAUGGAUUCAGUAAAGAAAUCUGAUUAAUCGAACAAUAAUACAAAGAAUAUUGCUAUCUAAGCCUUUGAAAGUACUUAAUUUGAGAAACCUGAGGAAUAGUUAGGUAGAAUAUUUGGAUCUUUGAAGAAAGUUAAGAUCAUAAAAAAGAAAUAAACUCAACCUACUCUACAGACAUAAGUUACUCAAAGAACAAUGGAAGACGAUAGUAUGAUGAAAAUAGAUACCCAAUAAGACUAACAAGCAAAAACAAUAGGUGGAUUAUCAAAUAUAGAAUUUUAGAGUGAAAAACUAUAAACAGAAUUCACUGAUCUUGACUCACAUAGAACUAGAAAUCCUUAAAUAGAAGAACCUGAUUAGUUUACUAAUUUUAGAUAAAACAUCUCAACUCCAAAAUAAUUAACUCAAAAUAAUAUUAGUUUUCUGAUGUACAAAAAGCAAUUUGAGAAAAAAUGA
This is a messenger RNA of Paramecium tetraurelia, 1059 nucleotides long. RefSeq lists its product as uncharacterized. The transcript is spliced from 3 exons. NCBI's taxonomy places the organism in Eukaryota, Ciliophora, Oligohymenophorea, Peniculida, Parameciidae. The record is from RefSeq and is a predicted model, not a curated record.